This is a messenger RNA of Spinacia oleracea (spinach), 893 nucleotides long. RefSeq names its product protein GAST1. The transcript is spliced from 4 exons. The record is from RefSeq and is a predicted model, not a curated record. NCBI's taxonomy places the organism in Eukaryota, Viridiplantae, Streptophyta, Magnoliopsida, Caryophyllales, Amaranthaceae. Bases 118 to 477 code for a protein of 119 amino acids.
UCGUUAGUAACCACCAACUCCAUCAGUCUCAUUUCUCUCCGACCUUCACUUUUCUAUCUAUUUUCUUUCUCCACUUUAGAUUAUAGAUAACACAUUUUUUGUUGAAGAUUAACAACAAUGGGUAUCAAAGUUCUGUAUACCAUUUUCAUUUUUGUUAUUUUCCUCCACUUUUCUCCUGCAGAAAAUCAUCCAACCCAUCAGCAUAAGGGCCAUACCCAGCCUCCAAGUCCAAGCCCACUAUCCUCAUACACCUUGCCUUCGUAUGGUUUUACCCAAGGAAGUCUCCAGCCUCAAGAAUGUGGAACAAGAUGUGCUUAUAGAUGUUCAAACACACAGUAUAGGAAGCCAUGCUUGUUUUUCUGUAACAAGUGUUGUGCCAAGUGCUUGUGUGUGCCUACUGGUACUUACGGCAACAAACAAGCUUGCCCUUGCUACAACAACUGGAAGACCAAGAGGGGUGGUCCCAAAUGUCCCUAAACUUAUACGGAGUACAACUACUACUCUUUUAACGCAAGCUCACCCUAUAACUCUAAGUCUAUUAUUCUUUCAGUAAUUCAGAGUUGAGCUUCGUAUGUUCCCAAUUUCAGGAAUAGCUUUCCUAACAAAUAUUGUUGCUUUCCUAAAGUCUCAAACUCGAGAAAUUGGUUAAGCCGGAACAAUUCUCUUAUCAUUUGAUCCAAACACUUGUACGUUAAUCCUCGUCUACUUACCUAUACUUCUAUACUUUUUUAUUUUCACUAUUUUGACAUUUCCUCCAUGUCAUGCAUGUUUCUUAAUAUAAAAUGUCCCUAUCAAUAAUGUAAUAUGAUGUAUUGUUAUGUUUAUAAGGAUGUAAUUUGGGAAUUAAGAUUAUAUUAUGUGGAAUAAAAGUUUUGUAACUUUGUCGUGGCUAA